Messenger RNA from Cynara cardunculus var. scolymus (artichoke), 1389 nucleotides. RefSeq names its product syntaxin-121-like. NCBI's taxonomy places the organism in Eukaryota, Viridiplantae, Streptophyta, Magnoliopsida, Asterales, Asteraceae. The coding region runs from base 184 to 1188 and encodes 334 amino acids. The transcript has a single exon. The record is from RefSeq and is a predicted model, not a curated record. Gene Ontology annotation, biological process: intracellular protein transport; vesicle fusion; exocytosis. Gene Ontology annotation, cellular component: endomembrane system; SNARE complex; plasma membrane. Gene Ontology annotation, molecular function: SNAP receptor activity; SNARE binding.
CUCAGCUACUUCUUCAUCGUUGACUUUUUCAUAAUUGAGCAGCCGUACCUGUCCAGGCAGCCAUUGAAGAGCUCUCCCUUCCCGCGGCUUCCAUUUCUCUAUCUAUACUCGUCUUAAUUUCAUUCUGUUUACUCAAUAACUUUCAUUUGUUGCCCAAUUUGAAAAAGAAAAGCUAAAGCAAAGAUGAAUGAUCUGUUUUCUGGAUCGUUCUCUCGUUUCCGCAGCGAAGAGCCAUCGCCGCCGUCUCAUCAUCAGAACAACAUCGAGAUGACAGGUAACAUGCCCUCCACUGGUGGUGUCAACCUUGAUAAGUUCUUUGAAGAUGUUGAGGCGAUUAAGGAUGAGUUACGAGCACUUGAGACGCUGCAUAAUCAGCUUCAAUCGUCUAACGAACAUAGCAAAACCCUACAUAACGCUAAAUCUGUGAAAGAGCUUAGAUCUAAGAUGGAUAACGACGUCGCUAUCUCACUCAAGAAGGCCAAGUUCAUCAAAGUCCGUCUCGAAGCCCUAGAUCGUUCCAACGCCGCCAAUCGUAGUCUCCCUGGAUGCGGACCUGGCAGCUCUUCAGAUCGAACUCGGACCUCUGUAGUCAACGGCCUCCGUAAGAAACUCUCUGAUUCGAUGAACUCCUUCAACGAUCUGCGUAAUAAAAUGGCUACAGAGUACCGUGAAACCGUCCAGCGACGGUACUACACCGUCACCGGCGAAAAUCCGGACGAAUCGACAGUAGAUACGCUGAUCUCCACCGGACAAAGCGAGACUUUUCUGCAAAAAGCGAUUCAGGAGCAGGGGAGAGGGCAAGUGAUGGACACAAUCCUUGAGAUCCAGGAACGACACGACGCCGUUAAAGAGAUCGAGAGGAAUCUGAAGGAAUUGCAUCAGGUGUUUAUGGACAUGGCGGUGCUGGUGGAGAGUCAAGGGGAGCAAUUGGACGAUAUUGAGAACCAGGUAAACCGUGCCAGCUCGUUCAUCAACCGUGGUACCACACACUUACAGGUUGCACGUAAGCAUCAGAAAAACACCAGGAAAUGGGCCUGUUUUGGGAUUGUUUUAGUGUUGAUUGUCAUUCUUAUUAUCAUACUCUCCAUCAGGCCUUGGGAGAACAGCGGUGGCGGUGGAGGUGGCGGCAAUAACAAUUCCACACCUACCUUAUCACCACCACCGCCUCCACCACCGCCAUCCACUUGACACCAUCGCAUUUGGUCACUACUGCAAGUGGUAAAUUGGUGUUUCUCGUCCUUGGUGUCUAUCAUUACUUAUUUUUUUAAAAGAUGAGUAUACAUUUCUCAAAUUUUUAUGAUACUUGUUUUUUCGAUUAUUGUAUUUACUUAUGAGAAUUGUAUUUAUUUAUGGAGAGAUUAAUUUAUUUAUGUAAAUAAGUCAUCAUUG